Messenger RNA from Sander lucioperca (pikeperch), 3379 nucleotides. Its product is annotated as lysine-specific demethylase 9. The transcript is spliced from 7 exons. NCBI's taxonomy places the organism in Eukaryota, Metazoa, Chordata, Actinopteri, Perciformes, Percidae. Gene Ontology annotation, cellular component: nucleus. The record is from RefSeq and is a predicted model, not a curated record. The coding region runs from base 1 to 2352 and encodes 783 amino acids.
AUGGCAGCUCAAGUCGACUUGCUCCGUGCCAAAGUAGAAGAAGGAAAUGUGAGGAUUGACAGUCUGGAUAGAUUCAUUAGAGAGAAGAAAAAGAAGAAGAGAAGGGACCUGUCGCCGUCCGCUGACAAACGGGAUAAGUGUGUGAAAGAAGCGAAGAAAGUGAAGCUCCAUCAGCACCCAAACCAGCAACACGCUGAGCCCCGGACCCAGCAGCCGCAUCAGCUGCAGCAAAAUCCGAAACCCCACAAGUUCAGCGCAGAUAAACAUGUCCUGCACAGCCGCCACCACCACCACCACCACCACCACCACAACAACAACAACCGCAGUCUUACCAAUGGUACAAAGAACCUGCAGCCGACUUUGCCUCCUCCUCCUUCUCCUCCGCGGAAGGUACCGGAGCAGCUGCAGAAGAAGCGAGCGGUGCUCCCCGAACCACCUGCGCUCUUCACUUUCACGCCUCUCAAAAUGGUCAAGGCCAAGCCCCAGGAAUUCAAAGAAAAGCACCGGGAUAAAGACCUGAAACUGAAGCUCAAGAAGGAAAACACCGAGGCGAACGUCAAACACGCAGAACUGAAGAAAAGCAAGGAGCCAAGGCCCCACAAUGAGAAUGGCAAGUCUCUAACACUGGAGGACUAUCUCCUGAAGAAGAAAAAGAAGAAGAAGAAGCACCGUGAGGACGAGCACAGUGGCAAGAAGGUCCGAUACAUGCGCAACAAAGCCGUUCAGACUGUGUGUGCAGGGCUCGGAGCAGAUCUCAAUCUGCCCGUUUGCCCUGAUCCAUCUCUGUCCGGCACCGUGAAGCACGAAAGCGACUGCCAGCCUGGCAGAGACUCUAUCGAGAACCACCAACCCUACCUCCACGCUCUCAAACUGGGACACGUCCCCUUCCUGUCCCACCAAGACCACUACAUCCGCAGCUCCUGCCUCCAGACAGGCACCUGGUGCGGACGCUUCAUGCACGAGGAAAGGCAAGCCAAUGGCGGGGGAUCCGUUCUGCAUGCCUAUGCUGACGAGAUAGCUUGUCUCAGCCCGGCUGAGAUGGAGUGCUUUGCCCAGGAGUUUCUGGAGUUGGCCUUUGCGGAGAAGCCUCGAGGUGCAGCCUCGUAUGCCUUGGCAGUGGUGCACAGAGCAGCCGCCUUCCUGCCCGACUUCCUGGACUACUUUGCCUUCAACUUCCCAAACACACCAGUCAAAAUGGAGAUACUGGGCAAGAAAGACAUUGAGACUACCACCAUUGCCAACUUUCACUCUCAGGUGAGCCGGACUUACUGUUCAGGAACCUACCGGUCCGGACCCAUGAGGCAGAUCAGCUUGGUGGGAGCUGUGGAUGAGGAAGUUGGAGACUUUUUCCCAGAGUUCCUCGACAUGCUGGAGGAGUCACCCUUUCUCAAGAUGACCCUACCGUGGGGAAGCCUCUCCAGUCUGAAGCUGGACUGUCGCUCUCAGAGUGACGAUGGGCCCAUCAUGUGGGUGCGACCGGGGGAACAAAUGGUACCCACCGCUGACAUGCCCAAGUCUCCAUUCAAAAGACGCAGGUCUAUGAAUGAGAUCAAAAACCUCCACUACUUGCCGAGGGCCAGUGAACCCAGAGAGGUUCUGUUUGAGGACCGGACUAAGGCCCAUGCUGACCAUGUAGGCCAGAGCUUUGACUGGCAGAGCACUGCUGCUGUGGGGGUUCUGAAGGCGGUGCACUUUGGAGAAUGGAAUAACCGACCUCGGAUAACCAAAGACGUGGUGUGUUUCCAGGCGGGGGACUUCAAUGAAGUUGUCCAGAGGCUGCAGCUGGAUCUGUAUGAGCCCCCAGUGUCUCAGUGUGUCCAGUGGGUAGACGAUGCCAAGCUCAACCAGCUGAGGAGAGAAGGCAUCCGCUACGUCCGUGUCCAGCUGUGUGACGACGACAUUUACUUCAUCCCACGGAACGUCAUCCACCAGUUCAAGACGGUGUCUGCAGUCUGCAGCCUGGCCUGGCACAUCCGCCUCAAACAGUACCAUCCGGAGGGGAAGGCCAGGGAGGAGGAGGAGCAGCGGCCCAGUGAUCUCAGCCCCACCUCAGGGCAAUUCUCCUUCUCCUCCCCUGCCAGGCCCGACGCCACCGUAACCCCCUGUGCCCGGCCACAGGGAGACAGCACCCAAGGGGGCGUGGCCAAGACUGAAGAGCCAGAGUUCCAGAGGCCAGCAACACCUCCCCAGGAGCCUCAGCCGGCCCCUCCGCAGCCCACCAAAUCUGCUCACUUGCCCCCAAGACACCAGAACCCCCCCCUUUCCUUUGAACCAGUCCACUCUGGAUGUACACCUUCAAAAGAGCCCACCCUUCCGAAAGCUUUCGGCCACACAGCGGGUUUCCCGAAAUGACCUUUAAAUGUUGAUAAAAUGUUCCCAUAUGUUUUUCAGCCAAAGGGACUUAAUGGGACAAUGUAACACAAAUUGUUUUUUGUUUUUUUUGAUAGCACCUGAACUCUCUACUGUCUCAUUGAAAAGGUGUGUAUCGUGUAAAGAAACUAUUCAUUUUAGACUGAUAAUAUGAGUUGCCACACUAAAGCUUGAUUUAUGGUUCUGCGUUGAAUCUAUGCUGUAGGCACGGUACGUAGGUACGUGUAGAUACGGACCCUACGCCCUACCCUGACGCGCACCUCCCCGGAAAUGUAACUACACGUUGCGGCGACGCAGGCCACAACAACCGUGAUUGGUCCGCUUGGACGUGGCUUGGUAGCGUUGCAUUUCCCCCUACCCAUUUCCGGACUCUCCUUCUCCAUAAACGACAUGAAAUCGAGGAGGAGGGUUAACUUUUCCUGCUUCAGCUUUCCGACCGUGGUCAGAAAAGCACAGAGGAGACACUCUGUUUCUCCGUCUCCACCGCUGGAGUCGGUACUCACUCCGAAGCUAAUCCCUGUCACUCUCUCUCUCGCUCUACCACACACUCCCCACGCACACACACACACACACACACACACACACACACACCGGCUCUGCUAUUCUAUUAAAGAGAUACACUAUAACGACGCAGACACUCUAGCGCACAGGUUAUAUACCCUCACAGGAGCGUAACUAUAAAUCAAGCUUUACCGUAAGAGACCCAUUCUUAAUGUAUUUUCAAGGCUCCGCUGUUUCUUUAGUUUUGACACAAUUAUUUCAUGGAAGAUUGAAGUCUGUGGCAGUUGGUUGUUUACAUAUAUAAUAUAUGAUUACUCUGGAAGCAUGAUAUUUACUGUUUUAUUCAUUUCAGUGACAGGGGCAUAUAGACUAACCUUACCCAGAAGAUACAGUCGACUUAGUUUCAUAGAUUGAGGACAUUGUCUUUUGUCCGUAAAGCUGGGCCUUUGUCAUUUAAAAAAAAAAGCUCCAAAUUAAUAUUGAAUUUCCUGGAUUGGUUACAGCCAGA